This is a messenger RNA of Seriola dumerili (greater amberjack), 1641 nucleotides long. It is a transcript of the gene fam20cl, whose product is annotated as extracellular serine/threonine protein kinase FAM20C-like. The transcript is spliced from 10 exons. Lineage: Eukaryota; Metazoa; Chordata; Actinopteri; Carangiformes; Carangidae. Gene Ontology annotation, biological process: protein phosphorylation. The record is from RefSeq and is a predicted model, not a curated record. Bases 1 to 1641 code for a protein of 546 amino acids. Gene Ontology annotation, molecular function: phosphotransferase activity, alcohol group as acceptor. Gene Ontology annotation, cellular component: Golgi apparatus.
AUGAUGUGGUAUUUGCGCCGUCGCUCCAGGACAAUCUGUCUGUCCUUGGCCUUCAUCACCAUUUUCCUCCACCUCUUCCUGGCACUUGUCUCUCUUUCCAUUUACCACCAGCCCUGUGACCACCCACUGCCACCCAAGACAUACAUCCUGAGAGACCUGGCACGCACCAACUACACCUCUGUGGGGAUCAGUGACGUAGCGGAGCCACCGACCGAUACUGCACAAAGAGCUUCUUCCAAUGGAGACGCCAAUAAGGAUGCCAAAGCUCAUCCCGCUUUAAUCAACACGGCAGCAAGGGUGGGACGUUAUGGCGCCGACGGAGCAGAACCUAUGGAGUCUGCGUUGUCAAAACUGGAGGCGCUGUUUGACCAUCCUCUGUACAACAUGCUCAGCCCUCCUAUCCCUGAAGAGGACUGGCUGCUGAGAGUGAAACCAAAGGUCAAGGCUAGCGAGAAGAGCUCUCAGAUGUGGGUGAGUGCCAGCCAGGACGGCUAUGAGGACGUCCAGUGGAACAGCAGCAGCAACAGUCACCCUCCCUGGCUCCGCUUCCACCUGGGCAUCUCCCGCUGGCAGCUCUACCCCCAUCGUGACCCCAACAUGGAGGCUCUGACCCAGCAGCUCGCCACGAGCCGCAUCGUGAGCACAGUGCAGAAGUCUGGGGGGACGCAACUGAAGCUGGUGAUGUCAUUUCCCAACUAUGGACAAGCUAUGUUCAAGCCCAUGAAGCAGGAGAGAGACGACGAAACCAACUACAACCUCUACUACUUCUCAGACUUUGAGAGACACAAUGCAGAAAUUGCAGCUUUUCACCUGGACAGGAUUUUGGGCUACAGGAGAGUCCCUCCUGUGGUUGGGAGGCUGGUGGACGUGGUCAAGGAGAUCAAAGACAUCACUACCGAUCGCAAGCUGGCCCGAACAUUUUUUACCUCCCCUGUGGGAAAUGUGUGUUUCUAUGGCCAGUGCUCCUACUACUGUUCAACAGAGCACGCUGUAUGUGGUAGUCCCAGGGACCUGGAGUCCUCCUUGGCUGUCAUGCUCCCAGACCUCUCCCUGGCCACGCGGAGGUCCUGGAGAUCACCCUGGAGACGCUCCUACAGCCGCAGCAAGCUGGCAAAGUGGGAGACAGAGUCAGACUACUGUUCGACGGUGAAAAAGACACCACCGUACAACAAAGGCACGAGACUGGUGGACUUCAUAGAUUUGGUCAUUCUGGAUUUCUUGAUGGGAAACAUGGACAGGCACCACUAUGAGACGUUCGAGAAGUUUGGCAACAAUACUUUUCUGUUGCACCUUGACAACGGGAGAGCAUUUGGGCGCCACUCCAAAGAUGAGCCGUCUAUCUUAGUUCCUCUAGAACAGUGCUGCAGAAUCCGUCUCUCCACUUGGCUUCGCCUGCGUCUCCUGUCUCUGCCUCAGUAUCGCCUCAGUGAUGUCAUGCGGGCCUCGCUCUCCCACGAUCCCCUUCACAGUGUGGCUCCGCUGCUCUCGGAGCCCCACCUCGCUGCUCUCGAUCGGCGUUUGCAAACUGUGCUGGAGACUGUAAGUCGUUGCCAAAAGCAACAAAGUAAGGAUGGCGGUGGUAAUGAGGUCAUCUUUGAUGACACUGCCCACUUGAAAGACAUGGUCACUUCUGCUGGAUAG